Molecule: messenger RNA, 7873 nt
Organism: Doryrhamphus excisus (bluestripe pipefish)
Lineage: Eukaryota; Metazoa; Chordata; Actinopteri; Syngnathiformes; Syngnathidae
Source: RefSeq, a predicted model, not a curated record
AGUCUCCAACUGUAGUGGUGCACCAUGAAGCCGCUUUUGUUCUAAAUUAAAAUAUGGGCCAAAAGCAGACACAAAAGAGACUUUGGUGCAUAUAGACACGGCAGCAUCCACUUUCCUAUCCUACUAGCGAGGAAUCUCAAGGCACUGUCACGUUCUGGGCGUCAGUGGCUCUGGAGGUCACCUUUGUAAUUGGGCAAGAGACCUUUGAUCGCCGUAUCAUCCACUUAGCACAAAUGUAACGAGGGAAAUGACCAACCAAAUGACAAAAAACAGCAUUCAUGUGAUUGUCGUACAGAUGGUUUAAAGGUUUAAAGUCGACACUGGGCAACUGGGUGUGUUGGCUGUCUUGGAAUCGGUUUUCAUAAGGGAUUCACUGGAUUGUUACAAAGGAGCAGAACGUUACAUUAAAUAUAUCUCAUAUAAAGAAAUGAAUUUGUUAAAACUGUUAACAUAAGUGGUAAGGUCACAAAUAGUCAACAAUAUUCUUUAAACAGACUAUCCAACACAUCUAAAAAGGAGUAGGAAGAAGCAUAAGAUUAUCUUGUUUUUCUAGUUCUACCCCUUCUCUAUCUUUCAGUGAAACUGCUUGCUAAAAAUACCCAUUGGUAUGAACAACAGGUACAACACAUUUCCGUGUUAUACACACACCCUGUUAUGGUUUCUGACGGUUUAUGGACGAUUAUGGUUUCUUUUUUGUAACCACCACUGCCUGGUGGGAUAUCAUUAGCUCUGUUUUUAUUCAAAGAAACCUGUCAAAGGAAGGUUAAUGGAGGAUUACAAUGCAUCACAGUAUCAUCCACUUUGCACAAACAUAAGGAUGAACCUGAUUCAUCGAUUGUUGGAAUUCUCAUCAACCGGUGCCGACAGCACUCAUGCAGCAUCAGACCAUGAUGCUACCCCCACCAUGUUUAUCCUGGUCCUCCCAUGUGUUGAGUCACCUGGUCUCACCCUGGCCAGUAAAUUGCCUCCACGCAUGCUUACCUGGAUCCAGCAGUUGUGGAAAGGGUCGUAGGCCUCGACGGAAUCGAGCCUGCGGACGCCAUCGAACCCGCCCAGUGCAUACACUUUCCCCCUUUGGACUGCCAUCUUAUGUCUCCAGCGCCCGAUUGUCAGAGGCUCGACUCGCAUCCACUUGUCCAGCGCGCCGUUAUAUUUCCAGACAUCCUUCUGGGUCUCUUUACCUCCUGAUGAAGCAUGACAGAAAAAUGGCCGAUUUUUAGUCCCACGUGUUUCGCCUCAAAUAUAGACAAAAGUACUUGUCAACGACAGAAUGGGAAGAAGGAAGAAACUAGUUUAGUCUAUUUUCCGCUUUGACUCUUCUGAAAACGAAGUUACUAAAUGACGACAGAAGUAGUAUGUCCAAGAUCUAUCAAGUACUUACUUUGACCUGCGACCUUUUAUCCUAGCGAAUUAGAUAAUUAGACGUGUCGGUGUUGUGAGAACGUUACCGAAGCAUCCUCACCAGAUAUAUAAAGCUCGUUGCGAAAGGUGAUGCAAGCAAACUCCACCCAUUUCCUGUUCUGGGCCUCGUCCUCCAUAUCAGUUCCUGGUAGUCUGGCAACCUCCAAUCUGCUGCGUCUCAGCGGGUCCAAACACGUGACGGUGGGAAUGAAGCGGUCGUCGUUGGUGCAGCCUCCGAUGACGAGGAACACCUCUGAGAGGAAGUGGCGAACACGCGGUUUGGUUCGUUCUGACACCACCUUUAAAAAGUAUGAAAAACAUACUUUGGGUAUUAUAGAAAAUAUGACUGACCCUUGACCUUUUAAUCUCUCCAUGCUGACCUCCCGUCCGGAGAGGUGAAAGGAACGCGUCUCUUGCAGCAGAGGAAAGCUCUCACUGCAGCCGCGGAUCAAUUCGUCAGACUCCACUUUUUCCACAAAGUAUGCCGGGUCCAGCAACGGCAGCCGCACGUAAGACAGCAACCGGGCCAGUACUUGCCGCCGUCGAUCCUGCCGGGCCCUCACCCAACACAUCAGCGCCUCAAAAACGACCUCCUCGCAUUUCACGUCCAGAUCAUCCCUCUGCAGGAUGGUCUCCAAGGACUCCACCGCCACUUCCAGGAAGUCCUGCUGCUGGGCCACUUGGGAGAAGUGGGAGGCGAUGUAGUCCUGAGCUCUGGUCUGCAGAGUGGGAAGGGCGUGGGGUUCCGCAAGGUUGAGGAUCCCGAUGCAAGUUUCCGGUUGCAGGGAUUUGCUCAGCUCCAAGGGCAGACCUCCAUCCUCCCAGCGGUACUCGCUGCUCCUCUCAGCGCCCGGAUCAUCCGACGAGGGGCCCUCUGUCGUCCUUUCUAGCGACUCGCUCAUCUUUACCGGCUCUUCUUGGAACUCCUGAACGCCACUUCUCUCGGACAUUUUUCACACUUCCUGUUCCUGUGGUGGCAGCACAAGCCGCUUUGAUUACAUGUGACAUUAAGCACACACGCUCACAAACACACACCACAUAUACGUACUGUGUAUAUACCAUAUAUAUGUGUGUGUGUACUGUAUAUAUUCACCGAGGCAGAGUGGCGCACUUGACAAGCAGAUUCAGGAUGCUGCGCCUCCUUUCACACUUUUGGACUUGUUUGCUGUUCUGCGUGGGCUAUGGUUUGCACUGUGGAGAUGCCCGCGUCCUGACUGAGGUCCAGGCCGGUCCUCUGUAUCGCAUGGCGGGCUCCCGUCUCUCCAUCUCCUGCAACGUGAGCGGCUUCAUCGACGUCAACUCUCGAAAGGAGUUUGAAUUCCGUGUGACCAAGCCUCCCAAGGCCAAAGUCCUCAACAUCAUCAGUACCGCAGACGAAGACUUUGGCUACAACAUGUACCGUGUGAGAGGUGACGACAUCACCGUGACGCGCGUGUCGCCCAACUCCGUCCUCUUUGAGAUACAAAGUCUUCGGAAAGACGACGAAGGGGAGUACGAAUGUGCUGUCAUCAACUCGGAAAAGAUUUACAGUGGAACGUACAGUGCAGCAGCUCUUGUUAAAGUGAUUGACAACUCCUUAAGUGUUUCAUCACCUGACUCCACCUCGCUGAGUUUUAACGAGGGUGAAUCUCUCGCUCUAACAUGCCGAGCCUCCAGCAACACCAUCCAGCACACCCAUCUGUCCGUAGCCUGGUAUCUCCACAAGGACGGCGAGGACAACGCGCGGCUCAUCCUGUCCCUGGAGAGAGACUUCACGUUAAGAUCCGGCCACGAGUUCCAAGGGCGCUACCAAGCCGGACUCAUCAGGUUGGAUAAACUCGGCGAGGCCGCUUACAGGCUGACGGUGGAUCGGCUGGAGGUGGCAGACCGAGGCCGGGUCUACUGCCAGGCCCAAGAGUGGAUCCAGGAUCCUGACCUCUCCUGGUACUCGCUCACACGGAUGACUACAAGGGAGAUGUCACUGGAUGUUCAAGGAAAAGCAGACUUGGUGCCAGACGGGACGUCUGUGGUGGUGAGAUUGUCAGUGCAGCAGACAUCUCUGCAAGAAGGGCAGAAGCUCCUCCUAACCUGCAGCGUUGACACGCAGAAGCUCGAGGAAAAGUUUUUCUCUGUAGCUUGGCUCCAGGCUGGGGUCGAGCUGGCCCGAAUCGGUCCCACAGGGGUUCUGUCUGUGAAAUCUGAUUACAGUCAACGAGAGAAACAAGGAGAGCUCAGGGCCAGCAGGAUCGGGGACAGAGAAUACCGUCUGGUAUUGCAGUCCGUUACCGCUGACGACCAGGGAGGGUACAUCUGCAGAGCGUGGCCCCAAGAAAGAGGCCAGCAUGGCGCCUUUGUGCAAGGAGCUGCCCAAGACUCCGCCGUUCAGCUAGUUAGCGUAUCUGCUCCAGCUAGUGGACUCUCGGUUGACAUGCAAAACAGCGUACACGUCAACGAAGGCGGCAAGAUGACGCUAAACUGCACAGUUCACGGGGUCAAAAGUCAUCUCUCCGUCGCCUGGCAGCGCAAAGUAACGUCGACGGCCGCGUUCACCAGCGUCGCCAGUCUAAGUCAGGAAGGUGUCAUGGAGACGGCGGCGGAGAUCACCAAUCAAGUAAGACUGACGCGUCCUGCAGCCGACGUCUUCAUCCUGGAGCUGGAUGAGGUGUCGCUCGCUGAUUCGGGUGCGUACCAGUGCGUGGUGUCUGAAUGGAACGGCCACAACAAGACUAACAGCCAAUCACAGACGGCCAUGCUGACGGUGGCGCCGACAGAAUCUUUGGUGGCCGUUCGACUGAUCAGUCGCAGCAACAUGGUGACCAUUGGAGACAACGUAGAGUUGAUGUGUCGUGUCAAAGGGCCGCGUAUCCCCGUAACGCUCACCUGGAUCCUGCAACGCGGCCCCUCGGCCAGAGACAACAUCCUGACGCUGUACUCCGACGGUGCGAUCAGCUGGUCCGGCGAGCAGCACCGCUACCAGCUGAGGAUUGAGAACACACCCACUGAGAGGAUUUACUUUCUGCUCAUCAACGGCGCCAGCCACAGCGAGGCAGGAAGUUACCAGUGUCAGGUGUCCGUCUUCCAGAACAAUGUGUACAAGAAGCUGCCGCCAUCCAAUCCCACAGCGGUCAUGGUGCAGAACCCAGAGAGUGACCUCACCCUGACCUCCAGUCCUGCACUGACAACAAAGAUCAACAGCGACAUAAGCAUAAAGUGCUCGGUUAAUUCGUCUCGCUCUGGAUCUUCUCGCCAUGCCGUCACCUGGAUUCUACAGAAUCAGAUCCAAAACAUCACCAUUGCAAACUCCGAUCGGGAUUCCUCAGUAACCUUUGGACCCACGGUGGAGGAAGUCCACAGCCAGCGGAUCAGCAUCCAACAAACUAAGGGUCCUAGUUUCCAGUUGACCAUUCGGAAUGCUCUGACCUCAGACCAAGGUACUUACGUCUGCGAGGUCGUGGAGUGGCUGCAAGAUCCUAGCGGCAAAUGGUACCACCUCACCCCGGUCUCCGGAACCACACGGCUGACACUCAUUGAGCCUGUCAAUGAUCUCCUUGUGGAUCCCACACGGAAGUGGGUCACCGCAAGGGAAGGAGACGAGGUGCAGCUCAAGUGUGACCUGAUUUCAGACGCACCCAGUCCUUCCGUUUUCUACAAAAUCACUUGGUUCUACACCAGUCGUGGUUCUCCGGCGGUGAAUUCCCUUUUGCAGAUGGAUCACACGGGCUUGUUGCGGUAUCCAAAGAACCAAGGCCUCCACGGCCUGCAGGGGAGGCUCCGGCUAUCCAGACCCGAUCCGAGAACCUUUGGUCUAACCAUUCAAAAGGUCCAUGAGGAAGAUAGUGGGACAUAUCGGUGUCUGGUGGAGCAAUACCAGCUUGGACAGGAAGGUCACUGGCAGCAGAAGGCUUCAGUCGACGGCGGUCCGAUUAUGUUGUCUCUAAAUAUGACAGAAAACAAUCUGUCCAUCACAAGGACGGAGUUGAACUUGAACUCCAGCACACGGCAGAAUUUCACCAUCCCUUGUCACAUCGCCACCCGGUCCAGCCCGGAGUCCAAGUUCCAAGUCACCUGGUUUUGGCAGGAGAAGAACCAAAGCGAACGCCGCCCUCUCUUCACAUGUUACCGCAACGCCACCUUACACGAUCGGUCGGGGUGGGGUCAGCGACUUCGAUUCGGCCACGCUUUGCCCGACCGUUUCGACCUGACCGUGUCAAACCCGACUCUUCAGCAUGCCGGACUUUAUUCCUGCGAGGUGGAGGAGUGGAUUCUCACUCUCUCAAACCACUGGAGGAAGGUGGCGGUGGAAAAUUCCGGCUAUUCGAUUGUUAGCAUCUAUUCACAAGGGGAGAAGAGCGCCGUCUCUGGGUACAGUUCGGGUAUUUGGAUCGCGGUUCUUGUGGCCAUUUUGCUCUGCUUAUCGCUGGUCAUACUUGCGUUGGCGCUAAAACUGAAGCGAGCCAAGACAUCGGAGAAGACGGCAGGUGAGUCUCUGUGGAUGGAACAACAUCACCUGAAGACGAAAUUCAAUACAGAGGACUGAGAAGUCCGAUGCUAGCAGACUGGAAUGGAAUCGUUGCUAACUAACGUUGCUAACUAAAUCUAUCAAAAUAUAAUCUGUGCGGUAAAAUAUAACAUUUCUGUCAUAAGAUUUGGAUUACUGUGUAGUAUUAUUUGGGACCCAUUAUGCUCACUUAUUUCGUUGUGGACUCCUAUAGAGGAGCUACACACAAUAACAAGCACGGAAAGCUUUCCAGAUCUUCCAGAAUCUGCACCUAUUCCAGCUGUAUUUCGUUAGAUUUCGUGUUUUCUGCAAAACGGUCUGUUUUAAUGUAUUCCACCCACGGCCCGCCUCCAAGCACGCCCACUCCACUGUGGUUGGUCAUACUCCCGAGCGCUUAGAAGGACUUCCGGUGUUGGGAACCCAACUUUAUUCAUUCAUUCAUUUUCUACCGCUUAUCCUCAUGAGGGGGUGCUGGAGCCUAUCCCAGCUGUCUUCAGGCGGGAGGCGGGGUACGCCUUGGGCACAUAUAGACAAACAACCAUUCACACUCACAUUCAUACCUAUGGACAAUUUGGAGUGGCUAAUUAACCUAGCAUGUUUUUGGAAUGUGGGAGGAAACCGGAGUACCCGGAGAAAACCCACGCUUGCACGAACAUGCAAACUCCACACAGAGAUGGCCGAGGGUGGAAUUGAACCCGGGUCUCCUAGCUGUGAGGUCUGCGCGCUAACCACAUGACCGCCGUUUGCUGUACUACCAAUGUUUAAAAAAACUCGGGUAGCGCUGAUUGUUGUGGGAAAAGGCUCUUAGCAACCUUGCUCUUUGUAUGCACACUCUAUAAUGCUACACAGACAAGCGCUUUUGCUCCAUGACUUAGCCAAAAUAAACACAGUUAGGACAAUUGAUAAACUCUUACUUCCUGCUUGCUCUUCUGACUCUUAAACAUGACGAAAAACGUUGGAAAGUGGGCUAGUCCAGCUGCAUCCUGGCCCAUGUUCACUAAACAGUCCAGUGUGAAAUGCCGUCGACAGAUUUUCUUUUGCUGGUCUGGAAUCAGGAACUCCAACCGUUCAGAUUUUAAACAAAUGUAGCUUUCCCUCAGACCCAAAGAAACACUUUGAACGAGCCGCUGUUAACAAUAAAGUAAACACAGACGCAAGCAUGGGGGAGGGUCCGGCUCAUCUGUGACAUCACAAACGUCCAGCUUUAUCACGCCCUCUGAAACCAAGCAUUUUCAACCAUCCCAAACUUCUUUCAGGACUUACAUCGAAAUGCACAAAAACCUAAUUAUCUCCAACUUAUCUCCAACCGUUUAACAUUUAUCGUUGAGAAAAAGUGUAAAAAGUCCACCAAAAGAGUAAUAUGUUUGCGCGUUGACCAUCAAGCCAACACCUACAUGAUUGGUCAAAGUGUGUCAGGUUUGGAGGAGCGGCCGCGGUCCAACAUGAAAAGUUGCCUCGCACCAAAAGGCGCCUCGUCAAGCAGGAAAUGUGCGAACGCGAGAGGACUGUGGGGUCUGCCGCCGCAGCGAGGUGUUGCGUGACUCAUGUUUGUGCAGAUAGCGCCGCAACGCGGGUCACGUGACCCCUUAAAGAGGUUUACUUUGGAAGAGAAGAGCUGCCAUUUACUGUAUGUGCUUUUUCACACCGCAUAUGUGUGUGUGUGUGUGUGUUGUUUCCUUCCCAUGGCCGUCUCUGCUAUGCUAUGCUAUGCUAUGCUAUGCUAUGCAGCACUCUGAAAUGCGUCUGAAAUGAAAGAAGAAACGUGAGAUUAAAUGGCCGCCUGAAGGAUUUCCACUUGGGUAAACAAUCUUAGCCACUUCAUAGGACGCCCUCAAACGGUGGCACGGCACAGCGGGUCAUUUAUGAAAAUGAAAGCGCAAAAGGACGUUUAAUGGACAUUUCAUUUGCUUUGCAUCCUUUUUCAAGUAUUUACUGUAUAAUCCUUUAUGGGAUUAUCCUUUAGAAGAACAUUUUAACAUUCAUUCAACAUUUCAC